Molecule: messenger RNA, 558 nt
Organism: Suillus fuscotomentosus
Lineage: Eukaryota; Fungi; Basidiomycota; Agaricomycetes; Boletales; Suillaceae
Exons: 2
Coding region: 1-558 (185 amino acids)
Source: RefSeq, a predicted model, not a curated record
AUGGACCUCAUGGGUGCAGCUUCUCCAAGUAGCACUUCUCUUCCUGUCAUGCCGCAUAGUGCAGCCUUGUUAGAUCAAGCAUUGGCGGGACCUGCGCACGUUCAACCAGAUGUAGAUUUUCUAUCUGAUGAUCUUUGGACCUUUGAUAGAUCAAACACAGAGUCUUUUCUCGAUGAGACUCAGCUUACGGGCCUCCCUAUGGAAGUACUGCUCCCUGCACAUCCUGAUGCUACCUCAUCCCACAACACCGCAGAGAUGUCAUUUCCUUCUUUUUCAUUGUCUUAUAGUCCACCCUGUCAACCUUCCAGGCCAUCUCAUCGAAUCACGAAGCUUGAUGAUUCCCCCAUCUCCAACUCAUCUGACAUCUUUGGGCCAAGCUAUGUUUUUCCAGACUCUCAUCCUCCUGUACUCCAAGUUGAACCUGGUUGUAACACGGUAUUGUCUGGUUCAGCUGCAAACCCUCACCUUUCUUUUGAUGAGCAUCCCACACCCACACCCGCACCGACCAUAGAUGAGCGCACAUCUUGCGCCAAUAUCGUUGUCUUCUUAGAUAGAUGA